This is a messenger RNA of Daktulosphaira vitifoliae (grape phylloxera), 1547 nucleotides long. RefSeq lists its product as uncharacterized. The transcript has 2 exons. The record is from RefSeq and is a predicted model, not a curated record. Bases 14 to 1261 code for a protein of 415 amino acids. Lineage: Eukaryota; Metazoa; Arthropoda; Insecta; Hemiptera; Phylloxeridae.
UCUUUACAAUGCUAUGAAGUUUUUGAGCUAUUUAGAUGUAAGGUAUGUGUUUAAAGGAUCCAUUGUGCCAAAUGUUAUAAUUGAUGAAAUUGACUUUUUUCAACAAUAUGUCUUACAACAAAUAACAGAGACCAGCUCUUUUGACCUCAAUAGCAUACCAAAGCUUAAAGACUCUGAAACAAAAUUUAAGAAUUUGAAUGAAUUUUAUACAGAAGCAUUAGAAAAAGUAAAUAAUCUAUUUCAAAAUAGUAAUAUCAUUGACACUUCUAUUAAUACUGACUUAACGAUUGAACUUCAGGAAUGUUCUAACGGAAACGACUCCUACUUAGUGUAUUUAACAUGUAGUAAACUUAAUUUAUUUUACAUCGAAACCAUAGAAAUUUGGUACAAAAAUCUUGGCUUUAAACAAUUUCUCAACCCUAAUACGCCUGAAUUCAUACCUCCAAUGAAUUCAGCAGUUAAUCAAUAUGACGGUAUUAAAGUUCUAAAUAUUCUUCGUCAGGAAAAUGGCUGGAAAACAAUGAAUCACAUAAAUAUUAUUUAUAAUGGUAAACAAUAUACCGUAGAUUGUGUAAUGAAAGACCCAAUUGAUCACAUGAAUUUUCAAAUAAAAAAAGAGCAUGUAACACAAUUAUUACGAUGUAGGUAUACAGAAAUAAUGAAAAACUACCAUGUAUUAUUAUCUGCUAUAUUGUUUCUAUGCAAUAAAUAUACAAGGUGCAUUGAUUAUAAUUGUAUAAUUAAAUUAUUUGACUCGUUCAACAAAUCAAUAAAAAUGCUUGAAGGACUGAAUAGAGUUUUAAUUACUUUAAAGAAAUAUUCAAUAUGGAAUUUAUAUUUAUGCUCUCAUUCGAGUUUACUGAAAAUAUUGAAAUGGAUUGAAGAUUUUAUUUAUUUAUCAAAGAAUAAUGAAUUUUCAAAUGUUAAUUUUUAUGAUAAUCAAGGACAUAGGAAAAUUGAUAAAAUUAAUAAACUUUUGAAAAUAUUUCUAAAUGUUCGAAAAAAAUUUUAUUUAGACUUAAAUGGUGAUAUUGGUAAAUUAAAUAUACGCUGUUCAAUAAAAAACCCGUUUUAUGAUAAAAACAAAAUAAUAAACGAACUAAAUUGUUCAGCAAGUACAUCAAAUAAUCCAUUUUCUUUACAGUCAACCGAAAUAUAUAUUAAUGUCUGUAAUUAUUUUGACGAUUUUUGUGAAAAAGUUUACAAAUCAUGUUAUGAAAAUUUGGGCUUCAGUAAAAUUGACUGUCUCAACAACAAUUAAGAAGAUAGAAUUCUAAAAUUUAUUAUGGAUUGGAUGAAAUUAAUUAUCCACUUUGUCUUUAUCACAAAAUAAUCGCUAGGUAUCAACAAGUUGAAUUUAAAAAUUUGAUUCCAUGAAACAAUUUUUUUUUCUGUUAUUUAUUUAUCAUUAUAUCUUAAACAUAAAAUUUAUAAAUUAUCUCUGAAACGUUUUUUUGUUAAUUUACAGUCUUCAUCAGCAUCCUUGCUACAAUUUAAUAUUUUAAGUAUUUCAAUAAAAAAAUAAUUAAAGUUAUAUAAUUGGUAUA